UAAAAGGAAGGAUGUGAUAAUAGCUUCAAAAGGAAGGAUGUGCUAAUAUUAGAAGAUAUUACGUCAUUGUUUGUUGUUUAUGUUUUAUGCGAAAGCAAAGAAUCGGACGGAAAUAAAAGUUAGUUAUAUAUCUAGAUCUAUAUGUCUACCUUGAUAAAGACAGUCUCGUUAUUAUCAUUAUUAAUUAGUAACGUCUACAGUAAAUUAUUAUUAAUCUGUGACAACAGAACAUCAUCUAUUAAAUUAAUAUUAGCCUAUUAAUACAAGUUUGAAGCCGGAAAAGUUUGAUUUCUAUACGAAAUUCUACCCAAGAGAAUGAUCGUAUUUAUGACAGUCAGCUUGUGCCUACAUUUACAGUUUACAGCCCCUCUCACAGUCACAUGUUCAUACAUGUAACAUGAGAAUGACUUUCUGACGGAAAACUUCUGACUAUUAUGGGGAAAACAUUUUUUUUUUGGUCUACGAAGUUACUAGAUCUAUAUAACAGUUUGAUAACCACUGCGUAUUUACCCCGUUUAGAUUUACUAAUAUUUAGCUAAUUAACAAAUUAGCAUAGAAGCUCGUGACGUGUUUAGUAAGUAUUCUUGGUGCUUAUUCAGUUACUGCUAACCUGGACAGCUUCCGUUUGCCCGGUGAUUGUUUAUCGAAACAUUGAAUGCACCUUGUGCGAUUGUCUGGCUAUGCUAUAGAAUAUCAACACCAACACAUAGACCUAGUGUGACAUAGUGACAUAGCAGAUGUUCCUUCAGAGUUGAAAUGAAUGAAGAUAAUCUACUUCCUAGGCGAAACCUUUGCAAAAUGGCGGGGAUGGCAGUGAACAGGUAUGAAUCCUGGACCAAUGGCAAUCCAGCACACAUACCACAUGGCCAGGCAGCUUUUUCAUGUUUUGGAAUAGGUACAAGGCUGCAGAAGUUUGAAUUAAGAGUUUUUCUUCUCCUAGGUGGUAGCUAGCCAUUGUUAAUGAGCCCCUCCUCCCUGAAUCUUACUGGUUCAGACCCAGUUACCUGCCUUCGUCCAUCACCUUUCAUUGAAAACAGUUUCCCUUGGCUCAACAUCUAAGCCACACUUCUUGGACUAGUUUUCGACAUUUUAUAGGUAUUGGCGUGCUUAUUAAAUAUAAUAUCAAUUACCACUUCUGGCAAUGACAACCUUUCUGGACCUAUAUGUGUCCAGGAAAGAAGGGGGCACUACAAUUACUAUUUUAUAGAAAAAAUAAAAUAAAAGAAGGUAGGUAGGUAAACAAAAAAUUUACAGCCCACGGAUCUUUGAUCUAGAUCUUUUCUAUAUUCAAGCAUCUAUAAAAACUUAAUAAGAGGGCAAUUUUGAUAGGUCAUACUUAAAUGGCAGGUUUUCAUCUACAGUUUUAAUUUAUAAUUAAAUUAUUUCUGAACUUGAGUAUUCCAUAUUCUAGUUAGGCAUGUCUGAGAUUUUAUUAGGGGGCACGGUGGUGGAGUGGUUAAGCACUUGGCUUCUGAACCUGGGGUCCUGGAUUUGAAGACUGGGAUUUUGAAUUUCGGGAUUUUUAGGGCGUUCUUGAAUCCACCCAACUCUAAUGGGUACCUGACUUUUAUUUGAGAAAGUUAAGGUGGUUGGUCGUUGUGCUGGCCACAUGACACACUUUUUUCUAAACCAUUGGCCAAAGAAACAGAUGACCUUAACAUCAUCUGCCUUAUAGAAAGCAAGGUCUAAAAGGGGAACUUAACUAUUCUAACUCUGAGAUUUCAGGUAUUUAGAAAACAUGUUAUUACUUACUUACUUGUAUAAGGAAGAAAAACGCACAAUCCGAAAAAUGGCCAGCUCCUCUACCACCGAAACAAAAGCCACCUUAACCUGCGCUAUCUGUGGACGGGAGUGUCUCUCCAAAAUAGGGCUCCACAGCCACAUGAGGAAGUGUGCUCUGAGAUGAACCAUAGUCGUUCUACGACUGAAGGAGGCCAAUGAGAUCUGAAGCCAGGGUUUUAUGGCUCAAUAAUAAAAGCUAAAAUGUAACUCUUCCAACUUACCUAGAUAACAAUAAGCUGUCAAAUAGUGUACAGGAGACUAACUUUGAUAAUAAAGACUUCUGCUUUAACUUAGGUCAAUCCUUAGCCAAGAUAAAUCAGCAAUAUGCUCCUGCAAAAGGAUAAUACAUUUUUUCAAAAGAAAUAGAAACUAAUGAAGACUGUUGUCAGGAUGGUGCCAAGUUUGAGCAAUGACCGCCAUCAUCCUCCCUGUCCUCCAGUUGUGGUCUUAAACUUUAUAUCUAAGAAAAACAAACAGAACCAGACUUUUUUAAUGCUAAAUAACAACCAGGCCUGUACAAUUGUCUACUGAAUAUAUUAGGGACUUGAUGGUAAUGUUUUGAAUCAUUCAGUGUGGAAUCAAAUGUAUCAGUGAUAUUCAAACUAUGAUCCAUAGGCCCAUAUCCAGCGAGUGACAGGUCUUAACUGGUCACUUGAAAAAUUCUCGCUAUGCAGAAUGAAGCAGAAAAGACUUAAUUCAUUGAACACCACAAUUUUGUGUGACCUGUGACACACAUAUUGCACACGUGUGGCCCCUAGAGCAAACAAGAUUCAGCACCAUUGUAAUACAUCUUAAGUUUGCAAGCCAACAUAAUUUUUUAUUUGGAUCUGAGAACAUUUAUCUAGUAUCAAGUAUCUAACACUAUUCAACAUUUUCUGACAGCUGAAACUUUGCAAAAUACAUGGUUACAAGGAGUGUUCCUUAAGUGUGUGUGUGUUAAAAUAAAAAAUUGUGCUGUCUCGUGUAUUUCAAUGAAGUGUGAUUUAUCAGUAUAUUGUAACAAGUACUGCGUCUCUGUGUAACUGGUUUCUAAAACUAACAUAAACUAUUUUGCUAAAAAAAAAUAAUUAAAUGUACUUUUUUUCCUUUAAGAUAGGACUUUUUUUUUCCUUUUAGUACAAUACUUAUAGUAAUUUUUAUCAUAAUAAAUCAAUACAAUGUGUAUAUAAUUUAGCAUUUGUCUGCCUUUAGAUGUAUAAAAAUGAAUUUUGUAAAGAUUCUUUUUUUUUUUAAACUAAUUAAAUAAUGAUACUUUUGGAGGUAUUUGGCACUAUAAAUAUCUUUUCAAAUAUAUGAUAUAUGCUUUUUAGAAAAGCAUGUAUAGGCUCUUUGCAAGUCAGUGUGGAUUUCGAGCUGGGAGAGACACAUCUGACAUGAUAUUUUCUAGCAUCAAAUGCAGGAAAAAUGCAGGUAGCUGAUUUGUAUGGCGACUUUAUCGAUCUCACCAGUGAGAUAUAGUGAGUCACGAUGGCUGGUGGUGAAUUCUAUCUCAGCUCGGAUGCCCUUCAAGAUUCAUUGCUAUUCUGAAGCUACUGCAUGUGGGUCGAAAGGUUAAAUCAGUUUUAAUAGGGACCUGUCAGCUUAUUUCUCUGUAGAGAAUGGUGUGAUGCAAGGUUGUGUGUGUUGAUAAUACUACUACACACUGUAGCUUUAGACAGUAAAGGAAUCCAUCCUAUACCUAAAUUAGGCAACUAUCCUUCAAUGAUGCUUUGCUGGAGUAAAACAGGGCCAGUUAUCCAGCCAGAGCUGGAAAUGACCUCCUGCGCAAACUCAUCUUAGUGCUAUUGAUGACUAAGAUACAUUGUAGUAUAUAAACUAUGGUAAAAUUUUUUUUUUUUAUAUUAGUCACCAAGAAUUUUAGACCCUAAGCUGGAUAUUUUAAAAUUUUUUAAAUACAUUAUUUUUCAGACUUAUCUACAUACAAAUAAAUCCCAGAUGAAUAGAAUCACUAUUUCACUCCUCGUUACUUUCAUUAUUUAGUUUUAUUUCAAACAACUAGUUUCUUACCAUGUUUUAUUGUGCUUUAAAUGAAGACUGCUUAACACACAUGCAAGUUCUCAACUAUGCAUUCUAGAUAAGACUUUAAAAUAUUUAUUUACCAGGGGAAUAUGUCAUUAAGUCUCCAAGAUUAAGUUUCUUAAGUAUCACUACACUAUUCCUGACUAACCUAUGUUUGUUAUAACUUCAGUUUCAUUCUAGCUACACUUUUGGUUUUGAGAUUUCUAUUCACAAAAUUAUUUCUUUAUUCUUCUAAAUAUGUAUCCUAACUGUAUAUUCUACUAAAUAUGUAUCCUAACUGUAUAUUCUACUAAAUAUGUAUCCUAACUGUAUAUAACAUUUUUUAAUUUUUCAGAUAUCCCUUAGCGAAAAUGCCAAAAGUAAGCUAUCUCUCCAAUGUUCACUGGACCUGACAGACAAUCAAGGAUUGAAAUCACUGAAUCCAAAUUUAGUUGCAGCCAAAGUGAGCGAAAGUAUGAAAAAUAUUAUGAAUCAAGAAAGACCUUCAGUUAAGACCAAGGAAGUGAUUACAGUUAACACAAGUCUGGACCUGGACACAUUCUCAAAGCUCUUACCUUUCUUGCGAUGUUACUUUGUGAAUUCUCUGGUGAAUGAAGAAAACAAACUAAAUGUGGAGGACCAAGCCUCAAAAACUACUAGACUUAUCAAGACUACAAAUCCAAUUUAUUCAACUAAUGCUGAUGCCUCAAACACAACCAGACUUAACGAGACCACUGACCCAACCUAUUCAACUAAUGCUGAUGCCUCAAACACAACCAGACUUAACGAGACCACUGACCCAACCUAUUCAACUAAUGCUGAUGGCUCAAUGGAAAAAAAAAAUCCUAAUGGUCAUUUCAAUUUGCUCAACUUUCUUGAUUGCUGUCGCAUUGGCUCCUCAACAGCUGUUCAAUUUAGUAUUCAAAGCAAUGCUGUGGUCUGCACCUCCAAUGCUGCUGAAGAAAUAGAGAUUGCAAACAGUACAGAAGAAAACCAUGUUUAUGACUCAGUAAUAUAUACAGGAUAUCAGACCCCCAAGACUUCAGAGGGCCUAACUGUAACUAUUAAUAGAACCUCCACCCGUAUUACUGACCAAACUGAAACAGAUCCAGUUUAUAUUAAUAUGGCUUGCCAAACUAUCCAGCCCAAAUCUUCAGAGUGCCUUAUUGAAAGCAUCUAUAAAAUACCUACAAACAAUGCUGUCCGAAUUUUCCAGCCCAAGACUUCAGAUAGUCAAACUGCAACUGUUAGUCAAACCUCUACCUGUGUUGCUGACCAAACUCUUAAUGAUUGCAAAUGCCCAACUGAAACUGAUCCAGUUUAUAUUAAUAUGGCUUGCCAAACUACUGUCAAUGAAAGGAAUAAAUGAAAAAAUUUGAGCAGCCUCAAAUAUACUGAAAUUUUAUUCUACAAAAAUGUAACUUCCUUCAGAAUGAAAAAAAAACAAGUUUUGGGCAAUUAUAUGGAAAAAAAAACAAGUUUGGGACAAUUUGAAAAAUGUCUGAUUCAGGUCUUUUUGAAUGAUUGUUGUGUUUUUUUAAUAUUAAAAUAAUUUUUUUUUGUGUUUUAGAUCUAUAUGUUAUCACUGUAAAAUUGAGUUGUUUAAUUUCAUAUGCAUAAGUCUUGUUAAGUUGUUCAGUAUUUCAUAAAGAUAUUUCCUUUUGAUACCAUCAUAAGCGAUUUAAGUUGUACUAGUACAUUGUUUUCUUGACAUUUUUUUUAGUUUGUAUUUAUGUUAUGAGUGCUGCUUUCAAUCUGUUAGUAUUACUUCUUCCAAAAUUCUUGAUAUUGGUUAGUCUUAUUGUGAAUUCAGGUUUUUUCCUCCAUUUUUAUUAGCUCUGUUGUAAUUUUGGUCCUCUCCUGGUGCUUCUAAUUUUUUUAUUUCUGAUGUUUAAAUUAGAGUUGGUGAGUUUAUAGUGUUGGUAGGUUUAUAGUGUUGAUGGCUGUUCAUAUUUUCCUUUGUCUCCAUCUUGUUUUAUUUAGGAACUCCUCAAAGUAUUCAGCCCAUUUGUCAAUGACCCUUCUGUUUUUUUUGUGACGAGGACACCAUUAUUGUUCUCAUACAUGUGUGAUCUUGCUUGAAAUCCAUUCUUGUCAUCCCUUAUUUUCAUGCCCAUUCCUCUCGCAUCAAGGUUCUCAAUGAGUGCUCUUUGUUUUUUUUUAUUGCCUCAUUUUUAUGCUUUUUGACAGAUUUUGUAACCCUUGGCCUUGCUUCUUUGUACUGCUUUCUGGUUUCUUUCUUUAGCAUUAUUUGUCUGUUCAAUAUGCCUGCAUUCUAUAUGUCAGACUCUCCUUUUCUUUUGCUCAAAUCCAACCAUGUCAUCUGCUUUACUUUUAAUAGCAUGUUAUUGUUUUUUUAUUGCUCAUUUGUUAUAAUUAGGAUUACCCACAGGCUAUGUCUGUUGUUGUGCUUCAACAAUUUAUCUUUUGGUCUGUGAAUUCUAGUAUAUGCUUCAUUUAAUUGGAGUGGCCAGCUUUAAAUUCCUUCCCAUACACACUUCUGGCCUGUGAACUGUUCUCAC
Molecule: messenger RNA, 6302 nt
Organism: Biomphalaria glabrata
Lineage: Eukaryota; Metazoa; Mollusca; Gastropoda; Planorbidae
Exons: 17
Coding region: 4256-5149 (297 amino acids)
Source: RefSeq, a predicted model, not a curated record